Oenanthe melanoleuca is the source of this 5139-nucleotide messenger RNA. RefSeq names its product BEN domain containing 6 (gene BEND6). Gene Ontology annotation, biological process: negative regulation of Notch signaling pathway; positive regulation of neuron differentiation. The transcript is spliced from 9 exons. Gene Ontology annotation, cellular component: nucleus. Bases 1936 to 3369 code for a protein of 477 amino acids. Lineage: Eukaryota; Metazoa; Chordata; Aves; Passeriformes; Muscicapidae. The record is from RefSeq and is a predicted model, not a curated record. Gene Ontology annotation, molecular function: transcription corepressor activity; DNA binding.
AGCAGCACCUGCGGGGCCCCUGGCGCUGCAGGAAACUGCAGCCAAUGUCAGCCGUGCCCUUCGCUCGCCGCCGGCCGCAGCCGCUGCAGCAUCACAAUCCUGCCAUGUGCCGGUACUGGUGCGGAUGGUAACAAGAGUUCAUAUGGUUCUGUUUCUACCUCUGUAGUUGUUACUGUGGUAGUCCAGACUUCCAAAGUCUGUUUCAGAGGUGUUUGGAAAUACAGUUUUAAACUCCCUCACAGACACGCAAAAAAAAAACCCCACUUGCUGUAAAAAAAUCACUAUGGAAUAUGUAGUCAGAUACCAUUUUGCAAUAUUGCAUUUACUCACGUUACUGCGGGGAAAGGUUCAUUCAAGGCAAAACUCAUGUGUUUUUCAUGCAUCUUUGAUGUCAGCACAUAAAAUUGAAGAACAUUUCCAAAACUUAAUAGGAAUAAUUAAAAUCUCUGUGUAAAUAUUGGAGAAACAUUGAAAUGUUUCUGCUUUAAAUGACUGACCUGAAGCUACAGAAAAGCAUAUGUGUAAAUUUAAGUUAAAUUUAAAAUAUGCAAGCUGGAAAGACAGAGAGGGAAAUGUAUCUGUGGUAGCUUAAAUAAGAACAGGAAAAAUAAUCUCUAGAUUAGUAAAAGUAAUUUAUCACUGGGGUAACACUUUACUGUACCCUUAGGGUUGUGGAAAUCUGUUAUCACUAAAAGAUGUUCAUGAUAGCAGGGGUGUAAGUAAAAAAAAAAAAAAAAAAGUGUUUUAGGUCUAUAAUAAUUUAUUUCAGGAUUUUUGUAUCAUUUCAUGUUAUAUACCAACAAAGUGCGCCAAAAUAGUCUGUCCUAUUACUUUUAAAAUGGAAAGUUGCUUCAUUGCAGCCACAGAUUCCAAGCUUUCCCUCACUGCCUAGAAACUGCCAAAUGCUGUAAGGUUGUGUUGCAUCACGUGGUGCAACAUUGAAAUCUUUCCUAAUACCGCAGUACACUGCAGUAGAAUGGUUUUGAUGCAGAUUACCUGGAGAUUAUUCAAACAGUCCACGUUACCUCACUGAAACAUGAAGCAAAUUGGUGUGAUCCUCCUGGCAUCAUGCUGCAGUGCCACGCUGCAGGAUAUUGCAGGAGCAGGAAACUUUUUGACACCUUUAGCUCUGCACUGAUGUAUUGUUUCAGAGUGGGAUGAUGGAGCAAAAGUAGCACGGCAGUGAUUGCACAGUAAAUCACAGAGAACUGAGGGGGAAGGGUUCUUUUCACAUUGUUCCCGGGUAACAGUGCAUAGAAAUCAUCUGACAGACAAAUCUCUAGUGAAAGCUUUUUAGUUUAUAGCUUUUCCCUUCUAAGAGUCUAGAGCUCACUGGUGUCUUGAGGAUAAUGGUUAUCAAAAAUGAUAUAAUAAAUUUCGUGACAGCUGCUCAAUUUUUUUUUUCAAAUGCAAAAGAGAGUACAGUUUAAUACAAGAAAUGCUGACAUGCAUGAUUUUUCAGAGAGCUGCUGCUCCAGGCUUUUGAGUCAACUAUUUCACAUGCACAUCAAAUUGCUGCUCAGGCUUUCUUUAUAUUUAUUACUGCUCCAUGCUUGUUAAAUACUGCAGGGUAUAGUAGUGUGGUUAAAAUAUUACUUCCAUGGUGAAUGAAGUUUAAGUUGCUGAAGUUACUACACAUUAUAAAAAAGCAAAUUAUAUGUGGAUAGAUUUUUUCCCCCAAAUAGUAAUAAAGAGAAUUUAAGAGAAGUUUUAUAAGUAUCACACUUUAAUCUAAGAUUCUUUACAGAAUGUUUUUUAGGGGACUUUUCCUAAAUCAUAAGGAUGAUAAGCAGAGAAGACAAAAGAAAUGAAGAGAGAAGGUUAAAACAAAAACUCUCAUCUGAGAUUUGACCUCAGAAGGGAAACCCUGGAGGUGAAGGCAUUGCAGAGAAGUAAAAGAAGGAAGUGUCUGUGUGACAAGAAAGCCACUUAACAAUGAAAAAAUUCACGCUAUUUGAUUUUGUAAAUGAUAAUUCGCUGCAAAUUGGAGAGACUUCAUGGAUACAGGACCUUCCCUGUGAUGACAGCGAACUAGAAAGACUUCUGAAACCCAAUGAGCACGUACUAGUAAACUGGCCUGUGGGAGAAAGAAAGACAGAAAAGCACCUGGUGAAGGUUGUGUACAUGAGUGAUGACCCCCAAGAGCUGGUGGAAAUGAUGCAAAAGAUAUUACAAGCAGAUGAAAUCACAAAAAUACAGGUCCUUGGAAAAAGCAAGAGGAAGAGGAUAGAAAUGAUAUUCUCAGAAAGUGAGGACAGUGACCUGGAUAAAGAAAAGGGGAAGAUGAUGAAACAUAUAAAAAGAAAGAAAUCAUUGCAGGCAUCUGCUCCUGCCAACAUCCUGAGUCAAUUUGAAACAUCUUUAAUUAACAAACAGAGAGAACCAUAUUCAGGAAGCAACUUUCUAUAUAGUGAAAGUAGCAGUGAUGAUGAAGAACCUUUAUUUCAACUCUCCAAGGUAGAACUAUGUGCCAAAAUUAAAAGUCUCAAGAGGAAGCUGACAGAUACCAUGAGAGAAAACUGCCGCCUGAGGCAGUCCCUGGUGAUGCUUCAAGUGCUGCCACAGGCAGUCAGUCAUUUUGAGGAGCUGGUGGGGAUGGCUGAAGCACUGCUCAAAGGAGGAGUGACGUCAUCUACGCCCAGUCUGCAUCCACAUGCUGUUUGGAAGGCAUCUCACAAUCCAUUAGCAGAUUCCUAUGCAGCUAUGCAUAGUAACUCCAGCUCACCAAUAACUUUGAAUGUGGAAGAUGAGGAGCAACAGACUGAAAAACAGUUCAAGAUCGAAAAGUGGCAGAUUGCACUUUGUAACAAGAGCAAACCUCAAAAAUUUAUAAAUGACUUGAUGCAAGCACUUUAUACACAUGAAUACAUGGCUACACACAGCCUGACAGGUGCAAAGUCCUCCUCUUCAAAGGAUAAAGCGGCAAAACCAGCUAUGAAUCAGAAUGAAGUUCAGGAAAUCAUAGGAAUUACAAAACAGUUGUUUCCAAACACAGAUGAUGCUUUAAUUAGGCGAAUGAUGGGACAAAAACUGAACAACUGCACCAAGAAGCCAAUUUUAAGCAAAGAUCUUAACUCAGGUGCUUUUCAGAAACAUAGCUUUUGUGGUUCAACAGCUGCUCCUCAGGGCAUCAACUCUUCGGCUGUUCCUCCUUGUACCCAAGACCAGCAGGAUGAUGAUUCACCAGCUGCUAAUGCACAACUUCAGCAAAGUGACAGCUGCCCGACUCCUCCAGCUCCCGCCCCAGAAGGUCAGCAGGAGUGUCCCAAACCCACUUCUAAGGCGGAGUCUCAACUCGCCAGCAGCUCACCAGCGCCCUCUCCCAACCAGCGUUGCGGACAGGAUCUCAGGAACUCAGACAAGGAAUAACAGAAGGUGUUUCAUUCCAGCUCACAUGCUCAAUGGAGAUUAAGAAGCAGUAUAAAAUGAAAAAUAAAUAAUAUCUAAAUUGUACUAGAUAUAUGGUAGUGUCCAACAGUGGACAGAGAUAGAAGCCUGAGAACCUUUUUCUUAAACAAAUGAAAAUCCCAUACUCUAGAAAAAAAAUGAAAGCAUAUUAAUAUCUUUGGAUUUAAAAUGUUAUAAGAUAUAUGCAUGUUAUGCAGUAAUUAAAACUUGUAAGGAAGAAUACAAGUAGAGUUACCCUUAGUUAGAAAAAAAACAUUAUUUAAAGUAUUACCAAAAUAAUAUAUACAAGGAACCAUAAUUCCCUUUGCUUUCACCUGGACAGCUGAGUGAAAAUUGCUUAACCAAUCAGAGAAAGAUAUUGUAUAUUAAUGCAAAAAAGAUAUAGUGAUAUGGAGAGAAAACAGAAAGAUCUCCCAGUGAAAUGAAGACUGUGGCCAGCACAGAAGUAGAAAGCACAGGGCCACAUGAGCAGGAGAAGAAGAAAUAAAAUAGAUGUUUGAGGCUGCUAUUAACUUGGAAAACAAAAAAACUUUCUUAGGGCAAUGAAACUACAACUUUCAAGAUAUGCACAGGAAAGAAGCAGUUAUUUUUUAACCUCUCAAAGUGGAAAGAUAAUGGAAGAAGCCAUGUUCCUUCGUAGCUCAGGGAAGAGUCCUCCAGGAGAGCCUGUUUAGUUAUGGAAGCUAUUCUCCUACAGGGAUUCUGCUGCUAGUAUUUUGCUGGUUUUUACUCUCUUUUCUUCUCUGACCAUCAGGUACAUAGGAUAAGGGUGCCUGGUCCCUUCAGUUGGGUAAUAGAGGACACUUCAGCAGAAGCAGCUAGUAAAGGACAGAGUUGCCUGCCAGCUUUUAAUCCCUGUGUUUUGAUUUUGGUAUGCUACCCCUUGCUUAGAGAAGGGGUAGACAGGCAGAAUAUUCCUCAUGGGACUACAACCAGAAAAAUCCCAGGAUCUGGGCAGUUCCCCUUGAGCUCUCAUGCCAGUUCUUCCAGGAAGCAGCUUGCAGUCACACAAACCCUUUAAGAGCACGAGGAGGAAGAGUGGAAGGUACAGGUUCCCCAGGGCAGUGGUCACGGCACCAGUCUGGCAGAGUUCAAGAAGUGUUUGGACAGUGUUCUCAGUGUUCUCAGGCACAUGGUGACUCUUGGGGUUCUGCCAUGGGAAGGAGAGAACGCUUGGGACUAUAGCUUUCCUGUUUGAGUGUACUUGUCCCAGAACUGAGAGUACUAUUAGCUGAAUCUAUUUCAAACAUGGAAAACAAGCAACUAACAAAUCAGAUUGGAGAAAUGAAAUUGCAUUAAGUUGAAGAAAAAUCUAGCUUGAUUUAAGAAGGAUUUCAGGAUAUCUGAGCUACGGAAAUGAAUUAGAAAUAAUAUUAGAGUGAACACUGAAAAAAAUGUGAAGAUAAGGUUAUCAGCCAAAUACUGCUGAAGGGAAGUGCUGCAAAUCUAACUGUUCUAGAGCAAGGCACUAAUAGAGUGCACUGUGGAGAAGACUUUUUUGUGGGCUGGGGUACAAAUUCAGUGAUUUGCUAUCCUUUUUCAUCUCUCACCCUACAAUUCCUUUAGAUCAGAUCAGGAUGAAAGCAGGUAUGAAAUAUAUUAGUUCUAUCUCAUGCUAUUAACUACCAUCUAUGAAAUGUAAGAGAAGGAUGUUUGCUAUUAUGUAAAUUUUGUAUAUGUAAUUGUAUGUACAGCAUAUAUAAUAAUGUAUAUAGUUAAUCAUAUUUUUGA